Messenger RNA from Hippocampus comes (tiger tail seahorse), 1840 nucleotides. It is a transcript of the gene arid3c, whose product is annotated as AT rich interactive domain 3C (BRIGHT-like). Gene Ontology annotation, biological process: regulation of transcription by RNA polymerase II. Gene Ontology annotation, molecular function: DNA binding. The transcript is spliced from 6 exons. Bases 201 to 1568 code for a protein of 455 amino acids. Gene Ontology annotation, cellular component: nucleus. The record is from RefSeq and is a predicted model, not a curated record. Lineage: Eukaryota; Metazoa; Chordata; Actinopteri; Syngnathiformes; Syngnathidae.
UGUGUGACAAAGCUUAUCAUUUUAAAUUUAGACUGGAAGUCUGACCGUGAAAAAGGAACGACAAUCUCAGCACUUGUGGUCCUCUUGUCCCCACAUAGGAAGGCUGCUUCUCGUCCACCGGCAACUUGUCCCACCUACCACCUCCCGCCUCCCACUCUCACUUCCCUGGCGUAAAGGCCCACCAACACGGCAGUGGCGGCAUGAGGCUCGAGGCUGUCAUGGAGAACCUGCAGCGGCAACAGGCAGCGCGGCUGGCUCUGGAUGAGAAACUCCGACAAGCAGGGAAAGAGCGAGACCUCCGCUCAAUGGUAGAGUCCCAGAUACACCAACAAGCUUUGGCUUUCCGGCACUACCAGGCGACGAUGUACAGCGCCUUGGCCGCUGGAGUUUACAGCUCUUCUCCUGGCGCGUCUGUGAGUCAAACGCAGGUCUGUGAAGCCGGCGAGGACAGAAAUUCAUCCCGAAACAGGAGCGACAACAGAGACAUUGGAGACUUGCAGGAAGACGCGGAAGAGCAGGAGCUAAUUGAUGGAGACGUGGAAGACUGCUUGAAGCACGAUGAAAAUCGGGAGCGUUUGCUCCAAGAAACUUGUCUGCUUGAGAAAAGCGCCGCGGUGCAUGUGAUGAACAGGGCCCCGGGGGCAUUGGCCCAGAAAUGCCGCCCUGAGUCACCCCCUCGGCCACCGCAGCCACAGCACCACGAGUGGACCUACGAAGAGCAGUUCAAGCAGUUGUAUGAACUGGAUGAUGAUGGAAAGCGUAAAGAAUUUCUGGAUGAUCUCUUCAGUUUCAUGCAGAAACGUGGGACCCCAGUGAAUCGGAUUCCUAUCAUGGCAAAGCAGGUGUUGGAUCUCUACACGCUCUACAAGCUUGUCACUGAAAAAGGCGGCUUAGUUGAAGUCAUCAAUAAGAAAAUAUGGCGUGAGAUCACCAAAGGCUUGAAGCUUCCUACCUCCAUUACCAGUGCAGCUUUUACACUCCGAACGCAGUACAUGAAGUACCUGUACUCAUAUGAAUGUGAAAAGCGAGGGCUGAGCUCCCCUGGUGAGCUUCAGGCAGCUAUUGACAGCAAUCGGCGGGAAGGCCGUCGGCAGAGCUACGGCUCUCCCAUCUUCAAUUACUCUCCUGUGAGCAACCCCACAUUGCUGUCUUUGCCAAGAGUCGAACUUUCCCACUUACCAAUAUCCACUAAGUCCCAGCUUCCUGUGUUCAAGAAAGAGGAUUCCAUGGUGGCCAGCUCUCUGUCCAGUCGGGUUGUCCUCCCUUUGUCUCCUAGUGACCAUUACAUUACAUCUGUGACUACCGAGGCAGCAACUGUGGCUCAGCCGAUGGCAGUGACUCAAGUUGUAGCUGCUAUUCAAGCUUCUACUCUGGAGCAGCGAAGAGACAAACUGGAAAGCAGCGAACCCCCAGAGAAGAAGAUGAUGGGAGAAGAGGAGCAGCAAAGGGUCAUUCAGCAAACAUCAAAACAUGACAUGCUGGCCUCAACUACUCAACUACCCCUGAGCAUCAAAUUCAACAACAGCAGAGGGGUCCUAUUUGCUAGGCAUUCAUACCAGGGAUCAUAGGACAUCAUGGAAGACAAAGCCAAUGUACAACUCAGCAAAAGUUCCAGCCGUCUUGCUCUUCCUCUUCUUCAUUUGCUUCCGCAGUUUAUAAGCACAGGAAUUCUGUGUCCUUGCCUUAAGUUUCCUGUUGUUCCCUCUUCUAUUCUUCCCACUCUUUCGAGAUGAUCUGUACGUGCAACAAUAACAGACUGUCACAAUUAGGUAAAUAGUUUCAUUCAGUUAUUUCUGAGGAUUGAAUAAUUUUGCACUGCAAGAUAAUCUUUACACACAGU